CUGGAAGUCAUGAAAUCUCUCUUCAACAUAAACAUAAUGAAAACUGUUAAUAAAUUGGUUGCACUAAUACCAGAUCAAGUCAUCGCUCAUGAGGGGAAUAAUGAUUCAAAAUGGGCAGUCGAUAAGAUUAAAUAUCUUUCGAAGAUAUUGAAAAAAAAGAAAUUUCUCGAUAUUUUCCUCGAAGCUCUAGUGAACCAAGAUGCUGAAUCGCAGUGCCUCCCAGUCACAAAAGAUAAGAAAGGCGACAAGUUCUCUGAGAAGGUUCUUCUACAGUACAUCAGAAUGUUUCGAUUCUCGUGGGUGAGAAGUAUGUAUGAACUGAAAAACGCGAGAACUUGUUCUCAUCAUGCUGACGGAGAUAUCAUUUGCUUAAAUGUCAUGCAUUAUGACACGAAUGAAACAGCAGAAAUUACUCUCCCUCCGGUUGUCAUUGAUAGGAGUAAGGUUUACAACAACGAUAGAACAAGUUAUUAUUCAAAUCAAGAUGACUUUGUUACACCGAAUGUCAGCAUACAAGUUGAUGAGUACCGGGAUAACUUCCUUUCUAAUAUGUCUAAUGAAAAUGCAGGCUUUUGUGAGAACUCAUUACAAUACGGUCAAAACUUAAAUCAUCAAUACACGAAUGAGCAAAGUUCCACUUUUUGUAAUCAACAGAACUUAGUUCAUUAUGACCCGCAUAAUAAUCCUUCGCAGAAUAAUAAUUUUCCAUAUCAGAAUACAUUUAACAACGAGAGAACUGCUUUCACAAAUCAGAAUUAUCAGUUUAUGCCAAAUAAUGUAAGUCAGCAAGAUGCUGUUGGCCAACCCCCUGAAACGUCUGUAGACUUCGCUAGAUAUUCAACCCAAACUUUCCCCAAGUUUAAUGAUCCACAAGCCCAUACUUCAACCUAUAAUAAUAUGAAUAGCACUCAUUAUGAUCCAAAUUAUAUUUAUAAUUCGUUCAAUGUGUCACAAAACUUCAUGCCAAAUGGACCACACACUUAUUACCAGCCAUCUAAUGUUUCCCAGCAACCGUAUUCCUCUUCAAAUCAGGAUUAUACAUAUUCGUUACCUAUUACGCAAAACUUCUCUGAGUUUGAUGAGAACGCCGAAGCCAGAGAGCGAUAUCUUUUCGAAAAAGUAUUGGAACAGAACAAAACUCAAACGCUGAGCAUAAUGAGCGAGCCUGGAAGAACAUUCAUCAAAGAGAUAAUCGAAUACACGGAGCCAGACCACUGGAUCACCUUAGUGUAUUACGAAAGAAGGAAGCAAGUAGGAGAUCCUUUUCAUUCAAAAUCAAAAUAUAUUCUCAUUGACGGUUAUACACAUCCCAAUUGUCCUGAUAGAUUUUGUCUUGGAGCUCUUGAAAAUAUAAACCGUGAUUCAUCUGUGUCAAAUACCCGCAACUAUAUUGGAAAUGGAGCACGGAUAUACCACAUGUCUGGAGAGAUUUUCAUCGAAUGUAUAUCAAGCUAUCCCAUAUUCGUUCAGUCACCCAACUGUAAUCAAAGGCACGGUUGGCAUACUGGAACAGUCUGCAAAGUACCACCUAAAUGCAGCCUAAAAUUGUUCAGCAACUUGGAGUUUGCUGCUCAGUUGAUUGAGACCAUAAAUAAAGGUUUCGAUGCCGUUUACGCUCUCAGUCGGGUAUGUACCGUAAGAGUGUCUUUUGUGAAAGGAUGGGGAGAAGAUUAUAAGCAUCCAACGAUCAACUGCACUCCUUGUUGGAUUGACAUUCAAUUGAAUGGACCAUUGCUUUGGGUCGACCGCGUGCUGCAAUCGAUGGGAUCGCCUGCUCUGAGAAGCUCUUCGAAUUCUUGA
Molecule: messenger RNA, 1800 nt
Organism: Auanema sp. JU1783
Lineage: Eukaryota; Metazoa; Nematoda; Chromadorea; Rhabditida; Rhabditidae
Source: the annotation of a GenBank genome assembly